AUGCAUUUCAGCCAGGUAGCAUUCCUAGCCCUCCUCUCUUCCACUUCGGUCGUUGCGCAGUCUGGAUUGGACGACUGGCGUGAUGAGUGGCCCCGUCUCAUCGACGACACUGGAAGGGCUGUGUAUAUUCUGCCCGACACUCAAUGUCACGCGGUUAAGGAUUUGAAAACCUUGGAGGGCCAGACUAUUGAGCUUGGAAAUAUUGAGGAACUAUACAAUCGGCAUAGUGUCUUUUGUGAACUUUACACGUCUGAAAAUUGCAACGACGACUCCGUAGUUUAUGAAAACGCGGAGUUGGAAGCUUUCGCUACGGAGUGGAAAAAUGUCCAGAUUAAGGGUGCUUUAUGCAAUGACCAUUGA
Penicillium canariense is the source of this 360-nucleotide messenger RNA. RefSeq lists its product as uncharacterized. Bases 1 to 360 code for a protein of 119 amino acids. Lineage: Eukaryota; Fungi; Ascomycota; Eurotiomycetes; Eurotiales; Aspergillaceae. The record is from RefSeq and is a predicted model, not a curated record. The transcript is spliced from 4 exons.